Alosa sapidissima (American shad) is the source of this 1885-nucleotide messenger RNA. It is a transcript of the gene fibinb, whose product is annotated as fin bud initiation factor b. The record is from RefSeq and is a predicted model, not a curated record. The coding region runs from base 546 to 1169 and encodes 207 amino acids. NCBI's taxonomy places the organism in Eukaryota, Metazoa, Chordata, Actinopteri, Clupeiformes, Clupeidae. The transcript has 2 exons.
ACUUUAAUAACACAGUCCUGCCUCAAAUAGUCAGGCUGCCAGAGAGCAUGCUGCCUUUUAAGUGAAGGAGUGAAGGAGUGACGGGCUGUAAUUUGAGAGUCGGAGAGAGGGUAUCAUUAGCCUAAACGUAGAGCGGUGCAUGAGCACUGCAGAUGUUGAAAGCAACCAAGGACACAAGCAAAGUCUUUUUAAAUCAAAUCAUCUCUUGUCGACGCAUCUCACAUUUAUUUUCUGAAUUACGCGGGACAUUUUACUAAAACGCGUAGACUACGGCUCUGCGCUCCUAAUUCUCAAAGAAAUCAAAGGGACAGCACCAAAGGGAAGACUGCUUUAAUAGCCUAUUUGUUUUGCUGGGACUUGCAACUUGGUGAAUCGCUCUUGGAUAGACUACCUGUCUUCAGAUUUGGAUAGCUUUUGAAAAGCUAUAACAAAUAGCAGUGGAUGGAUUCUCCUAGUUUCUGACUGGACAGACCUUAUCAGUGAACCGGUCCUUCAGACGAGUUCUCCGAAUUGUGGGAGUUUAGUGGAGCGGGUUAUAGCCUACGAUGGCUUCUCUCCCCUUAAUACUAACUGCUUGGUUAGUUACGCUGCACCUUUGUAGCGCAUUUUUUUCGGGACCCUUGUAUCCGGAGAUGUCUAAUGGCACUUUUCAUCAUUACUUCGUUCCAGACGGCGAUUACGAGGAAAACGACGACCCGGAGAAGUGUCAGAUGCUUUUCAAAAUGACAGACGACAGAAAAUGCGGUCUGGAUGAGAACCAGGAUUCAGUCAUCCGUGAUGAUUUCACGAUUAUUAAGCGUCAUAUAGAGGACGCUGCCAGAGUUCUGGAGGGGAUUGGAAAGAGCAUCUCCUACGACCUGGACGGAGAGGACAGCUAUGGGAAGUAUUUAAGAAGAGAGACAACGCAGAUAACCGAGGCAUUCACUAAUUCCGAGAAAUCACUGUUGGAACUUGAAGUGAAAUUCAAACAGAGUCAAGAGAACGAACUCAAAGAAGAGCAUCGCAUCAAUGACGACUUCUUGAACAUGAUCGUUCACACCAGGGACGUGUUGAAAGAGACUCUGGACAUUUCACUUGGGCUGAAAGACAAACAUGAGCUGCUGUCUCUUAUCAUCAGGAGUCACGGGACCAGACUAAGCCGGCUGAAAAAUGAGUAUAUGAAAGUCUGAGCCAAGCUGAGCUCAUGUAUUUUGAGGGGAUUGCAUACCCUGACAGAGAAUUAAUCAAUUUGCAUUGAGUUCAGUGUGGAACCCAAACUGUUUUGGCAGGAUCAUGGCUUAACAAAUGCCAGAGUGGUGCAGCAUGAUCUAAACUAAAUACCACAGAUGUUUACAGCAGGAAUAACAAGCAAACAUCUGGCACCUCUGCCCAUCAGAUCAGUGCUGGAGAAGUGUAAGCAAACGGCUACAAUGGGAUAUCUAUACUGCCAAAAUGACCUUUAUUUAAUAAGGUAUUAUUAUUGGUGUUAUUUUCUAUUAAUAAUAACAUUAGAGUAUUAAUUAUCAUAAAGGAGUUGAGGUUAUGUUGUAGCCUAUCUCUAUCUUGUUAUGAAUCAUGUUAAUAAAUCCUUCAAAUGUAGGCCUGUGUGUCUCGUGAGGAUAUUGUGUCAUACAAAUGUGCUUAUUGAAAUGUAAUACUGUGAGUGUAUAUUUUUAUGUGGGAUAAAAUAUAUUCUUGAUGUCAAAUUGUGCAUCAUUAUAGUAAAAUGUAUAUUCUUGUGAUGGUAUAAUGUUUUCGGGUUACUGAGAAAUCGUAUGACUGGGGUGACAAAUCCCAAGACCAACCAAGAUGACUGCGGGCAGGAAUAUUGGACUUCAAAUACUCAAAAGGUGUUUAUACAUUCCUGAGAGGUUGUCCUGUUAAUAUAAUAAAGUCUUCAAGCUUA